Messenger RNA from Cyprinodon variegatus (sheepshead minnow), 3220 nucleotides. RefSeq names its product E3 ubiquitin-protein ligase Midline-1-like (gene mid1). Gene Ontology annotation, molecular function: protein binding; zinc ion binding. The coding region runs from base 284 to 2374 and encodes 696 amino acids. The record is from RefSeq and is a predicted model, not a curated record. The transcript has 10 exons. NCBI's taxonomy places the organism in Eukaryota, Metazoa, Chordata, Actinopteri, Cyprinodontiformes, Cyprinodontidae.
GCUGCUGUCCGCUCUCCUCCUCUUCUCCGAGGCUUUGGCCGGAGCUCCUGCUGUAGGUGGAGCUGGCUUUCCUGGAAUUGUCGGGCAACUUUUCCUGUUGUGCUUGCUACCUCUUGCUCAAUCUCUCGCCUAAUGACAGCUCUGCCGCAGGAUUACUGGGUUUGGGAAAACUUGUGCCAUCUGGAUGCGUGCUGCACGCCGGAGUCCAUGUUUAUUGCAUUUGUUAGGAACAGAUUUUUAUAAUUUAGGUCAGAGGUAUCCCUGAAGCAAAAAUGUCACGGCAAUGCAAAGUGGGGCGAAAUCCAUCGAUAGCUGGUCAGCUUCCCUGGAUUUUGCUGGCAUUCCUUCUUUGUUUUGCGUGAAAAUGGAAACACUAGAGUCUGAGCUGACCUGCCCAAUCUGCCUAGAGCUUUUUGAAGACCCACUGCUGCUGCCCUGUGCUCACAGUCUUUGUUUCAAUUGUGCCCAUCGAAUCCUGGUCUCCCAUUGCACCCCCAGCGAGUCUAUCCAGUCUAUCAGCGCCUUCCAGUGUCCAACUUGUCGCUAUGUCAUUACUCUCAACCAGAGAGGCCUAGAGGGACUGAAACGCAACGUGACCCUGCAGAACAUCAUAGACCGCUACCAGAAAGCCUCUCUAAGCGGGCCCAACUCACCUAACGAAACUCGUCGAGAGAGGGUAAACCCAGAGAGCAAAGCCAUGACAUUACCUACUGACCGGGUGCAGUGUCAGUUCUGUGAGCAGGACCCCCCGCAGGAUGCCGUGAAGACCUGCGUUACCUGCGAGGUAUCAUACUGUGAGGAGUGCCUCAAGGCCACCCACCCAAACAAGAAGCCUUUCACUGGGCACCGGCUGAUCGAACCUCUGCUGGACUCCCAUCUCCGGGGGCUCAUGUGUUUGGAGCAUGAGGAUGAGAAGGUCAAUAUGUACUGUGUGACAGAUGAACAGUUGAUCUGCGCCUUGUGCAAGCUUGUCGGUCGACAUCGAGACCAUCAAGUGGCAGCUCUCAGUGACCGGUAUGACAAACUCAAGCAAGCAUUGGACUCCAACCUCAGCAGUCUAAUCAAGAGGACCAGUGAAUUAGAAAGCAUGAUGGGAAAACUUAUUCAAACCUGCCAAAAUGUGGAGGUAAAUGCUUCUCGGCAAGAAAACAAGCUGCAGGAAGAGUGUGACCUACUGAUUAAUAUCAUACAGCAGCGAAGACAAAUUAUAGCUACAAAGAUAAAAGAGGGAAAGGCUAUAAGGCUGAGAAAGCUUGCUCAACAGAUAGCAGGUUGCAAGCAGUGCAUCGAGAGAUCGUCCUCCCUCAUCACUCAGGCUGACCAAACCCUCAAAGAGAGCGACCACGCCCGCUUUCUUCAGACGGCUAAAAGUAUCUGUGAGAGGGUAUCUAUGGCAACAGCAUCUUCUCAGAUACUUCUACCAGAAAUUAACCUUAAUGAUGCUUUUGAUACUUUUGCUCUGGACUUCACAAGAGAAAAGAAAAUGCUUGAGAGUUUAGAUUACCUCACAGCACCAAACCCACCAGCAAUUCGUGAGGAACUUUGUACAGCUUCUUAUGACACCAUCACCGUUCAUUGGACAUCGGAUGAUGAGUUUUCUGUUAUAUCAUAUGAACUGCAGUACGCCAUCUUCACCAGCCAGUCUAAUGUUGUCAGUCUGUGUAACUCUGUUGAUAGUUGGAUGAUUGUCCCAAACAUCAAGCAAAAUCAAUACACUGUACAUGGACUCCAGUGUGGUACCAACUACAUUUUUAUAGUAAAGGCCAUAAACCAGGCUGGAAGCCGCAGCAGCGCUCCAGGGAAACUCAAAACCAACAGUCAGCCAUUUAAAUUGGACCCAAAGUCUGCUCACCGGAAGCUAAGAGUGUCCCACGACAACCUUACAGUGGAGAGAGAUGAGACAUCAUCUAAAAAGAGCCACAGUCAGGACCGCUUCUCCAGUCACAGCAGCUAUGGAGUCACUGGGAAUGUCUACAUAGACAGCGGGCGCCAUUACUGGGAAGCUCUUAUUGGAGGCAGCACAUGGUUUGCCGUAGGAAUUGCUUACAAGUCUGCACCAAGACAUGAGUGGGUGGGGAAGAACUCUGCCUCCUGGGUACUCUCCCGCUGCAACAACUCCUGGGUGGUGCGUCACAACAGCAAGGAGAUCCCCAUCGAGCCUUCACCACACCUGAGGCGCCUUGGGAUACUUCUUGAUUACGAUUCAGGGUCUCUCUCCUUCUAUGAUGCUGUUGCUUCACAGCACUUGUACACGUUUGACAUUGACUUUGUUCAACCAGUCUGCCCGGUGUUCAAUGUUUGGAAUAGAUGUUUGACGGUUCUCAGUGGACUGCCCAUUCCUGAUCAUUUAGAGAGCAUGGACUUUAACCACUAAUUAACCAGCUCGUAGACUGAUUAAAUAGCUCAAGAUGCAAAAGUAUUCAUACACUUUAAACAUCCAUGUUGCAUUUUUGUGAUGACCACAAACUACAGUUUAUUGAGGUUUCAUCUGAUAGAUACAAUGAACUACAUCAUUGAAAGGGAUGGAAAAAAAGACAUUGCAGAUAAACUUCUAAAAAGGAUAGGAGGUAAUUGUAUUUAUGUCCCUUGAAUCAUUACUUUUUAGAACCAUGUUCAUGUGAGACGUUUUCAUGGUUUACGGUUGCAGCACUUCAGCGGCAAAUAUUUCUUUCAACUUUGAGGAUAUGCUUUUACAAAAUUGUCCAAGCUGAGAAAGAGUAGAUGGAACCGCUAAUAGGUUUUCUUCUAGAAUUUGUCCCUAUGUAUCUCUAUCCUUUCCCUCAAUGAACUCUGACAAGCUUCUCUAUUCCUGCUGUUCCCACAUUUGUAUUUCCUCCUGAGUGAAAAAUGCCAAUUAUGAUGUGCAGUUUUUCCUGCACACAUUCUGUAUUUAAGACAGGAAGGGAAAUUUUUAGGUUUCACGACCUGUACAUCAUCUUUCAUAUGUUGCUCUUUUUCCUGGUAUUUUACAUCUUUGAUUUAUUUAUUUCUAAUGUCUUUUUAUCUUCAAUAUUUAGAUAAAGACAGAAUAUAAUGGGUACAAUAUCAAUAGAAUAUAAACCCCAGAUUCUGUUUAGUCUAUUCAGCUUAAAAAAAAUAUUAGCAUCUCAACAAAAUGGAUUUGUUCAAAAAAGCUGGCUUCGUCUACUGUUUUGGUUUUAAAACAUUCAAUUUGUAGUUGCAUAAUGAUUCAGAUAGGAAAUGUUAAAGCUCUAAAAAA